AUGAUCACAAGCACAAUCGAAAUCGCCGCGCCGCCCGCCAAAGUGCGCGAGAUCUUCCUCAACUUCUCAGCCUACCCGGAAUGGCACACCGAGUGGCUGAAGGAGAUCAAGACGCAGGACGGGAAGAACCCACAUGAUCUGACCGCGGGCGAUAAGAUCGACGUCAACAUUGAAAACUUCAAAUUCGUCGCUGAAGUGAAGGAAAACACGGAGACAGUGUUCACUUGGCAAGGCCCGCCCGUGUUUACCAUUGCUGGUCUUCACAAGUUCCACAUUGAGCCUGCGAAUGACGGCGCGUCUACAAUUUUCACGCAGUCUGAGGAUCUGAAGGGACUGCUUUCAUUCAUUAUGAGUCCUUCGCUGCUUGGUAAGAAAAUGCGUGCUCAUUUCGAUAUUUUCCAUCGGGAUCUGAAGGCGCGGGCUGAGCAGGCUUAA
Molecule: messenger RNA, 435 nt
Organism: Penicillium brevicompactum
Lineage: Eukaryota; Fungi; Ascomycota; Eurotiomycetes; Eurotiales; Aspergillaceae
Product: SRPBCC domain-containing protein
Exons: 3
Coding region: 1-435 (144 amino acids)
Source: RefSeq, a predicted model, not a curated record